This is a messenger RNA of Urocitellus parryii (Arctic ground squirrel), 1549 nucleotides long. The record is from RefSeq and is a predicted model, not a curated record. Lineage: Eukaryota; Metazoa; Chordata; Mammalia; Rodentia; Sciuridae.
UUCUGAGGCCCGCGCUGCUUCACCCUACGCCGCGGACCGCCCCGAGGACUCAGCAGAGGUUGUGAGCGGCGGUGGGCUCCUACGGUCGGCGGGUUUCCGCCGUGUGCGGCCGGGCUCCGCGCAGCCGCCACCGUGGCCCAUGGGCAGAGUCGGCCAGGCAGGCCGACAUUAGACUAAAAAGAUGUCCCUGUAUGAUGACCUGGGAGUAGAGACCAGUGACUCAAAAACAGAAGGCUGGUCCAAAAACUUUAAACUUCUGCAGUCUCAGCUUCAGGUGAAGAAAGCAGCUCUCACUCAAGCAAAGAGCCAGAGGACAAAACAAAGUACAGUCCUUGCCCCAGUCAUUGAUCUAAAGCGAGGUGGCUCAUCAGAUGACAGGCAAAUUGUGGACACACCACCACAUGUAGCAGCUGGCCUGAAGGACCCUGUUCCCAGUGGGUUUUCUGCAGGGGAAGUUCUAAUUCCCUUAGCUGAUGAAUAUGAUCCUAUGUUUCCUAAUGAUUAUGAGAAAGUGGUGAAGCGCCAGAGAGAGGAACGACAGAGGCAGCGGGAGCUGGAAAGACAGAAGGAAAUAGAAGAAAGGGAAAAGAGGCGUAAAGACAGACACGAAGCUAGUGGGUUUUCAAGGCGACCAGAUCCAGAUUCUGAUGAGGAUGAAGAUUAUGAGCGAGAAAGGAGGAAAAGAAGUAUGGGAGGAGCUGCCAUCGCCCCGCCUACUUCUCUUGUCGAAAAAGACAAAGAGCUACCCCGAGAUUUUCCUUAUGAAGAGGACUCAAGACCUCGAUCACAGUCUUCCAAAGCUGCUAUUCCUCCGCCAGUAUAUGAGGAACAGGAUAGACCAAGAUCUCCAACUGGGCCUAGCAACUCUUUCCUUGCUAACAUGGGUGGUACAGUAGCACAUAAGAUCAUGCAGAAGUAUGGCUUCCGAGAAGGCCAGGGUCUGGGGAAGCACGAGCAGGGGCUGAGCACCGCAUUGUCAGUGGAGAAGACCAGCAAGCGGGGCGGCAAGAUCAUUGUGGGUGAUGCCACGGAGAAGGGCGAGUCUCAGGAUGCAUCCAAGAAGUCAGAUUCAAAUCCAUUAACUGAAAUACUUAAGUGUCCUACUAAAGUGGUCCUACUGAGGAACAUGGUUGGUGCAGGAGAGGUAGAUGAAGACUUGGAAGUUGAAACCAAGGAAGAAUGUGAAAAAUAUGGCAAAGUUGGAAAAUGUGUGAUAUUUGAAAUUCCUGGUGCCCCUGACGAUGAAGCAGUACGAAUAUUUUUAGAAUUUGAGAGAGUGGAAUCAGCAAUUAAAGCUGUUGUUGAUCUGAAUGGGAGGUAUUUUGGUGGAAGGGUGGUAAAAGCAUGUUUCUACAAUUUGGAUAAAUUCAGGGUCUUGGAUUUGGCGGAACAAGUUUGAUUUUAAGAACUAGAGUCAUCUCUGAUGAUCCUUAAAUGAGCUGCAGACUGAGCAAAGACAGAAAAAGGCAAUGGCCUCUGUGGCUGUUGAAUACUGAGACUCUUGGAAGGACUUCUAAGAUAUAUGUUGAUUGAUUUCUUUUUUAUUUUG